CAAGGACCAGCUUGGGCCUAACCAGGCAUUCUACUACUAACUUGGACCUCUGAAGCUGAAUCUAUCACUCUAUCCCUUGACAAGCUGCACAUUCACUAUACAGCAGCCUGGGCUGCGCUGUAUCACUCCCAACGACACAAGGGCUUCGCCUCUUUUGUUCCUUACCUCACCUCAGAUUAAGGGACCUCGGUCUUUUUCUGACCGGGCACGCUAAAGACGGAGAAGUGUUCUAAGCCUCCUACUGGAGCGAGCAACUCCAUAUCCAUAUACUUAUCCAUCCGUCCAUCUCACACAUCUUUACGACUUCUGUCUCUCUCUCUCUCUCUCUUGCCAGAUUAUCAAAGCACCACUGACUGUUGUCCACCCAAGCCGGUCAUCGCGUUUGUUACAGCACAAUUCUUAUGAUCUGACGCCUGCCAUCGAGUCACUCUCUCACCACUAAGGAUUUCGCCCACCAAAUCUUUCUGAAUCCACUGCAUUCGAUCCAUCACAUUACCCCCUGGUGAAUCUGUUGCUAGUUCGACGUAACGUUACGAACAGUACCUGUCUUGCAGCGGCCAUCUCCCACCAGUUGCCAUCAUGGGGGAACAACCAGGCAUUUACGUUCAUCUGGAAAUGGGUGUUCAGCUGCCCAAAAUCAUGUCCAAGGACCGACACAUUACUUAUGUAUCAAAGAGCAUGCGCGACCGAGCCAGCCAAUUCCCUCGCCAACUACCUCCAACAAAUACCAACUAUCUCAACGCUCCUGCACACUACCAGGUUGCUCACCAACAAAUGGCAACCCAAGCCCAGCAACCACAGACCCAACCACAGCAACAGUUCACUCACACCAUCAGUGACAUGCCUCCCAAUAUCUACAACAGAGAUCCAGUGUUGGUUGGCAUGGCCCAUGAACCGACAUAUCUUCCAUAUCGUCCCCAACAAGCACAACAAGCACACCACAUCAGAGAGUAUUAUGCACCAGCUGCCCCAUCGCAACAACAGCAGCGAGAGGCUCAUCCCGAGGAGCUACGACUAAGCUCGAGAUCCGCGGAAAGAAGUUCUCAUGAACGUGGAAGCUCUGCGCCCCCACCUUUAAACAGCAGUCCCUGGGAUGUGACCUCCCACAAUUCAGGAGGCGAGCCCCAUGUUUGGAAGGCUUUGCCUGCAACGCCGAAUCAGUUCCGACUUGGAGAGAGCGACAUGCCAUGGGACGGCUGGAAUUUCCCGAUGGGAUUCAAUGACAACAAUGGAGAUGACGACAGCAACGAAGGGGGAGAGAACCGCAAUCGUUCGCGUGAGGCCAGCCUCCGAGCAACAUGGGGACCCGAGUUCCCAGGAGAGCCAUCACGAUACGUCCAGCCUGCGCAAGUGGACGACCGGGCGCGAGGCAAAGCCAAAGACAUACAAUCAUUGGCUUCAGCACUGAUGACAGUGGAUAACGGGUUUGAAGACCAAUGGUGGUAUCAGGGACCACGUCUCGUCCAUCUCGAUGGCACAACAGUCAUGGUGCCUACAGCUGUUCCAAGGUCCAGCUUUCACCCAGACCAUCAACAAAGCUCGGUAGGAUGGGCUGUCUCCCGCGAAGAAGAGCAACAACAGCAAGAUCUUAAAUAUCAGCAUCAGCUACAACAGAGUCGCCGCGAACAGGAGCAGCAACGAUAUCAGCGUAACCGACAACGGCAUCUAUCUCUCCAGGAAGAGCAACUCGCAUCGUUUGUUUCUCCGAAUACUUCAUUUCAGCCUAUAUCGCCUCGAUCGAGCCUUGCAGAUAUUGUGUCGCCUUUGAGCGAUUAUCCGAGUCCGCUGUCGAGUUGUGGGGGAUUACGGCGGUCUUUGACCACGAGAUCAGAUGAACUUCACAUAUAGAUUCACCUGGACGCAACCUCUAUCACUGCUGGGAAGUAUGACAAGUACCCUAUGCAUUGACUUAUGACAGCCCCACGAUGGUUUAAUGAGGAACACGCAUGGUUCUCCGUUACGGCGAAAUAGUUAUUGAUUUUCACCAUGUCAUAUGUUUUUAGGCAUCCAGAAGAUGUCUCGGGUGAACGUUUAUAGGAUGGCGUUAACAAAGAGUUUGAAGACGUCUUUCAGAUACCUCUUGGAUUCGGGUGCAAGGAAGGGACUUAAUUGACCGUUUAAAUGACGGAAACCGUUGUCCAGUUCUGAUGUAAUAGCUCUCGUCUAAUCGUUAUUGUGUAGUAACCUAUUUGAAGCUGACAACAUAAAUGAAGUAACUGAUUCUGGGCCUUGAAGUGGGACCAAUGGAUAUAAAUCAUCGAAGCGAAUUAAAGAUUGAUUGAGUUGAGGGCUAUCAUAGGAAACAGAAAGAACAUUGGCGGGUAAACCUUUGAGGUAAGUGGCCUAGUAUGCAACCACUAUGUAUAAAGUGGAUUAGGUAAAGCUCUUAUUAGAUCUUUUAAUAGCAGCUUUUCCUUGUUUAUUUUAUCCAUCCUAGAGAAUUAAUGUAACUUAGAUUUAAGCAGAA
This is a messenger RNA of Fusarium verticillioides 7600, 2467 nucleotides long. RefSeq lists its product as hypothetical. The record is from RefSeq and is a predicted model, not a curated record. Bases 580 to 1848 code for a protein of 422 amino acids. Lineage: Eukaryota; Fungi; Ascomycota; Sordariomycetes; Hypocreales; Nectriaceae. The transcript has 2 exons.